Messenger RNA from Cricetulus griseus (Chinese hamster), 865 nucleotides. Lineage: Eukaryota; Metazoa; Chordata; Mammalia; Rodentia; Cricetidae. The record is from RefSeq and is a predicted model, not a curated record.
GUUCCUCGCGGCCUACGACCUGCGGCAGGGCCAGGCGGCGCUGGCGCAGCUGCAGGCUGAGCUCAACGAGCGGCGCCAGGAGCUGCAGCCCAAGAAGCGCUUCGCCUUCAAGGCGCGGAAGAAGGACGCUGCCGCGGCCGCCCAGGCCGACGCCGCUCCUGUGGCCUCGGCCAGCCCCGCGCCGCCCUCGACCAAGGAGGAGGGAGCUCCCGAGCUCAGCUGGGCCUGUGGCUUCUCCAACCUGGAGUCCCAGGACUUGGAGAAGAGAGCCGACGAGCUCCGCCAGCGCGACAUCCUCUUGAGCGACCUGACCAACUGCACUGUCAGACUGCGUGGCAACCCCAACACCUUACGGCUGGCCAAGGCCCGCGGCUGCAAGGUGCUCUGUGGCCCGGUGUCCACCUCUGUGUUCCUGGAGGACUGUCGUGAUUGCAUACUGGCUGUGGCUUGCCAACAGCUCCGAGUACACACUACCAAAGACACCCGAAUCUUCUUGCAGGUGACCAGCAGGGCCAUCGUGGAGGACUGCAGCGGUAUCCAGUUGGCCCCUUACACCUGGAACUACCCGGGCAUCGACAAGGACUUCCAGGACUCCGGUUUAGAUAGGAGCAGAAAUAACUGGAACCAGGUUGACGAUUUCAACUGGCUGGCCCGAAAUGUGGCCUCCCCGAACUGGAGUAUUCUCCCUGAAGAGGAGCGGGACAUCCAGUGGGACUGAGCACUGAGCCAUUAGCCACACUCAGCCACAUCCCAUUCAGUUUACUUAAAGUUGUCACAUUGUUUAUGUUUACGAUAUUAGGGGCUUGAAAUUGUUGAAAUUUUCCUACUUGUGAGUUCCAUUAAAUUCAUGACAGAUGUAACGGGG